GUUCAUACCGGUAGUCUGUGUGGAACACAUUGGAAAAUAGUAAGUGCGUGCAUCUCGCGCCCAACGUGGUUACAAUAAAAGAGGCUUUAAUAGAUGCACGACGCGCCUUUAUAGUAAAACAGACGGAUAUCACAGCAGGUAGUUGCUGACAUUAUGAGCAAAACGCCUCCUAACAGACGAGGAAUUAAGUUUGAGGUGGGCGCUGCUGUUGAAGCACGGGACACUCUGAAGAACUGGUAUACUGCCAACAUUGAGAAGAUUGACUAUGAGAAUGAGAAGGUCUUAAUCCACUAUCGCCAGUGGAGCCAUCGCUACGAUGAGUGGUUUGACUGGACCAGUCCGUAUCUGAGACCAAUGGAGAGGGUUCAGCUGAGGAGAGAGGCACGGCAGGAAGACAGCAUUAUCCCUUUAAACCGCCUGCUGUUCUUCAGAAAAAUCAUUCAGGGAUUUCAUGUGAAUGACAAAGUUCUUGCCAGCUGGUCCGAUUGUCGAUUUUAUCCUGCAAAAGUCUUGGCUGUCAAUAAAGACGGAUCCUACACUGUUAAGUUCUAUGAUGGUGUCGUCCAAACAGUCAAAGGAAUCCAUGUGAAGCCCUUCACCAAAGAGAAAAGAAAGAAACUACCUGCCAGAAAUGGAGAGAAGCCUAUGUUAAAAAAGACAGAAAAGGACAAGAAAAUGCAUGAGGAGAAUGAUAAAGAAGUUCUUGUGGAAGAGGAGGAUGAAAUCUCAGACUUGGAUGGAGAAGAAGGUGAACACAAUAAAAGCAAUGGGAAUGGGACAUGCCUUGAAGUGGAAGAUAUAAGUGUAAAGGAGGAAAAUGAGGAGGGAGUCUUGGAGCAAGUAGGGCAGCACAACUACAGCAAGUCAUUUCUGAAGAAGGUCUCAGGACCUGAGGAAAGAGAAGAGGAGGCUGCAAUGAAGACUGAGGACUCUGUGGUGUUUGACUCGGGUAUGAGCUUUAAUGAGGGGAUGGUAAAGAGAAAUGAGACAGAAAAAGCAGAAGUCCAGCUGGAACAAAAACAAGAGGAAACCGAAGGACAAGCUCUUCCUCAUGACAGAAAAUCACGGAGGCAGCGCAUAAGAAGGAAGAGGAGACUUUCAGUGGCACGAAGGAGCUCCAAAAAAAGCAAGGCUGAUUCAGAAAAAAGUUUUCAUAAUGAUUGCAAGUCCACAUGUGCAUCCACCAAUCAAGGAAAAGGACCGGACCCCCUACAUCUAACCCAAUCAUCCAGUGGAACAGCAGUACCUAAGGCUCAAAGCCAAUCAGAAUCCUUUAAGCCUACAGCAGUUAGAAAACAAGCUUUUCACAACCCCAACCGUUUCAGCAGAGAGCCAUUAUACAGAGUCAUCAGAAACCAGCCUCCACCGGUGCUCUCCAUCAACUUGGACCAUAAUUUAUAUAAAUGUGGCGCUCCUGGCUGCGCAAAGUCUUUUCGCAAAGCGAAACUCCUGCACUAUCAUAUGAAGUACUACCAUGGAGAUGAUCGUCUGAUGGAACCAGACCAAACCAGAGCAAUGGACAAACACACCACACUUAAUAAUCAGGAUAGCUCUAAGAAGAGGUGCAUUACAUCACAUGAGUGUGCGCAGGCGACCGUGAAGAGACGCUCUCUGUUGCACAGUGCACAGAAUUACCAACGGUGGCCUUCACUGAAGGACAAGACCAGGGAGAAUCAGCUAGACAGCAACAUGCAUUCCUUAAACAAGGACAGAGAAAGGAGGUUUAUGGAAAUGGAAGGUGCGAAGGAACGUGACAGGAUAAAAGAGAAACAGACUAGAGACUUCCUGCGAAUUAAGUUCAAGGAAAAGAAAAAAAUGAGAAAAACCACAUCAGAUGAGGAUAGCGUUUCUGAUUGGUCCUCUGACAGCUGUGGAUGGAGUGAAGAUGAAAUGGGCGUGGAUUUGGACGUCAUUGCCUCACCUCUCAGCUGUAGCUCUGUUGCCUCAACUACAGGAAGUCAGGAAACUGUCCGUUGUGUAUGUGAAGUGGAAGAGGAAAAUGACUUCAUGCUACAGUGUGAAGAGUGUCUGUACUGGCAACAUGGAACCUGUAUGGGUCUCCUGGAAGAGAAUGUUCCAGAACGAUACGCUUGUUUCAUUUGCCGGGAUUCUCCAGGGCAGAUCCGAGGUCAGAGACAGAGUCUGCGGUACUGGUAUGACAGGGACUGGCUAAGCACCGGUCAUAUGUACGGUCUGUCUUUCCUGGAGAACUACUCCCAUCAGAACGGCAAGAAGAUCGCAGCCACUCAUCAACUGUUAGGGGACGUUCAGCAUGUGGUGGAAGUCCUCAAUGGCCUGCAGCUCAAAAUCAGCGUGCUACAGAGCCAAAGUCAUCCAGACCUCAAGUUGUGGCGGCAGCCGUGGAAGCUGACGGAGAAAUCCAGGAUGAAAAGCGUGGCUCUUCCAGAGACAAAAACAGUUUCUGCAUCAGCAUCCUUAGAAGCCAUUCAGCACAAAGAGCCCUUUUCUUCAUCCUUCCAGGACUACAUUAGCAGUGAGCACUGCUACCAAAAGCCACAAACACUGUACCAGGUAUUGGAGCCAAGACUGGUGCUGAAGACAAGGGUUGAGUCGGUGCUGGAAGACAGAUUGCAUAAUGACACAAUGCUGAAGAAUGAACAACACUAUAAUGGAGAGAUCCAACCAGCACUGAAGACAUCUAGUACUCAGCUGUUCAACCACAGCAUGGAUGUAGGAGAGAAGUGUGAGGCGGGUGCUGAUGGAGGCGGGGUUAAGGGCGGAGCUCAGCAGCAGCAGUGGAGGAUCAACCUGCUGGAGCAUAUCGAGACUGUGCAAGAGGACGUUAUUCACAGGAUGGACUUCAUCGAAAGAGAGCUUGAUGUGCUUGAAAACUGGCUGGACUGCACGGGUGAGUUGGAGCCUCCAGAGCCACUGGACCGUCUGCCUGAACUCAAGCACAACAUCAAACAGCUGCUGAAUGAAAUGGGAAAGGUGCAGCAGAUCGCUCUGACUUGUGCCACAUGAGGGCGCCAGGGUAAAUUUCACCAUCAUCACAGGACUACCUCAGAUUGAUACAUUCCUAAACUGGGCUACACCAAAGAGCCUAAAGAAAAGACUGAGAACAUGUGAAACUGAACAAGCCGUUUGUUACAGAGUCUGUGAUUCUGAUUGUAAAUGUGGAAUUAAGACUGAAUGUUAAAAAACUUUAUCCACCUCACUUAUCUUUUCAUCUUUUCUGUUUCACCAAAAGGAAACAUACAAGAAAAUAUGUAUAAGUAUGUUUGCUAAAAGGUUUACAAGACAUUUCGGUCAUUUAACAAUGCACAGCAUGCACCAGUUUCUAAUAUUUUUAAACUAAAUCAUUAGGCAAUUUAAUUCAACGCACGUACAUACCAGAAAUCUUUUUUUUUUUUGCAAAGAAAUUUAGUUACAGUUAAAGUCAAAAGUUUACAUACACCUAGCAGAAUCUGCAAAAUGCUUAUUAUUUUACCAAAAUAAGAGGGAUCAUACAAAAUGCAUGUUAUUUUUUUAUUUAGCACUGACCUGAAUAAGAUAUUUCACAUAAUACAAUCCACAAAAGAAAGUAAUAGUUGAAUUUAUAAAAAUAAAAAUGAUAAAAUUCUUAAUACUGUGUUUUUAUAGGAAUGAUCCACAGCUGUUUUUUUUUUUUUUGUUUAGUGAUGGUUUAGUCUCUUGUUUGUCCUGAAACAGUUAAACUGCCUGCUGCUUUUCAGAAAAAUCCUUCAGGUCCUACAAAUUCUUUGUUUUUUCAGCAUUUUUGUGUAUUUGAACCCUUUCCAACAAUGACUGUAUGAUUUUGACAUCCAUCUUUUCACACUGAGGAUAACUGAGGGACUCAUAUGCAACUAUUACAGAAGGUUCAAAUGCUCACUGAUGCUUCAGGAGGAAACACGAUGCGAGCCGGGGGCUGAAAACUUUUUGAAUUUGAAGAUCAGAGUAAAUAAAACUUUUUUUAUCUUCUGGAACACAUCUAAGUAUCUUCUGCAGCUUCAGAAAGGCAGUACUAAAUUUAAAAAAAUAUUAUAUUUAGGCAAAAUAAGAAAAAUGUACACAUCUUCAUUCUUCAUUUUUCAUUCUUAAAUCAUCAGUCAGUGAGCUUUUGAACUUUCUGUAAUAGAUGCAUAUGAGUCCCUCAGUUGUCCUCAGUGAGAAAAGAUGGAUCUCAGAAUCAUACAAUCAUUGUUGGAAAGAGUUCAAAUUCACAAAAAUGCAGAAAAACCAAAGAAUUUGUGAGACUUUUCUGAAGACUGAACUGUUCAGGACAAAUAAGGGACUUAUGAACAGCUAUUGCUAAACAAAAAAACAGCUGUUGAUCAUUCAGAUAACAACACGGUAUUAAGAAUCAAGUGUAUGCAAACUUUUAAACAGAGUAAUUUGUUAUAAAUUUAACUAUUCUUUUUUUCUUAUAUUUAACAUUUUGCAGAUUCUGCAAGGUGUAUGUAAACUUUCGACUUCAACUGUAUGUUAAGGCUAAAAGCCUAUGUGAAUAGUAGAGAAAGAAUCCUCUUUAAAAAGCUAGUAACCUUUAACCUCAAUUUAACAGGUUGGGUGUGAAGUAAAAUGUACACAAUGAAACAACUGUUUCUGUUCUACAUUGUAUUAAAGGAUCUCAUGUUUAGAAUGCUCAAAUGUUUUUUGCAUACUACAUAUUUAUUUCUAAAACAACUGUGAAUAUAAUUACUGUAAUCCCCUGUAGUUUACUAUUCCUUUAACCUUGCAAAUGUGAUCAAUGUCAACACGUCCUUAUGGAUUAGCUGUAAAUCUUUAGUAUAUUAACAAAGACUUAACCACAUGACUGUUCGACUAAAACUUUAUUCCAAAAUCUUGGAAAUACAGAAUGCAUUUCAGUAUUGCAAUUCUGAUUAUAAAUAUUAAAUAUUAUCUUGAUGCGCAUUUAAUUAAUAUAUAUUAAAAUUCUGUCCUGUGUUCACACCUUAAUGUCUUUCUAAACUGUAUGACUGGAAAACAGUAUCCCCCCUGCAUACUGCAAUAUGAUGAAGACUGGCUUUUUGUCCGACUAUUCAAAAUAGAAUAAAAGCACGUUGUAUAU
This is a messenger RNA of Labeo rohita (rohu), 5032 nucleotides long. RefSeq names its product PHD finger protein 20, a (gene phf20a). The transcript is spliced from 18 exons. The record is from RefSeq and is a predicted model, not a curated record. NCBI's taxonomy places the organism in Eukaryota, Metazoa, Chordata, Actinopteri, Cypriniformes, Cyprinidae. Gene Ontology annotation, biological process: regulation of transcription by RNA polymerase II. Bases 154 to 2985 code for a protein of 943 amino acids. Gene Ontology annotation, cellular component: NSL complex.